Brassica oleracea var. oleracea is the source of this 2986-nucleotide messenger RNA. RefSeq names its product UPF0505 protein. NCBI's taxonomy places the organism in Eukaryota, Viridiplantae, Streptophyta, Magnoliopsida, Brassicales, Brassicaceae. The record is from RefSeq and is a predicted model, not a curated record. Bases 51 to 2786 code for a protein of 911 amino acids. Gene Ontology annotation, cellular component: retromer, cargo-selective complex; endosome. Gene Ontology annotation, biological process: endocytic recycling; retrograde transport, endosome to Golgi; protein transport. The transcript is spliced from 23 exons.
UUGCAGUCAAAAUCACAGAUCGUCUCCUCGGAGAAGAAUCACAAAAGGCCAUGGAGUUCGAGUUCCGGCGUCGCGACUAUGGAGCUGACCAUGAAUCUCAUCUCCUUCCUCGCUCACGAACUCAAAAGCACCCUCUUUCCUCUCCAAUUGCUUCUCGUCAACACCAGAUGAAAACUGUCAGAGAUAACGAUCCUCCUGACUUCUUUGAUCCAUUGAGGGGAUUGGAUGUGAAUGCUUCAGCAGAAGACAAGGUUGAAGAAGAAGAAGAAGCAGAUACUUCUCUAUCCACUGAAGCGGUGACUCAGGAGCUGACAAAGGAGUGGAAGUCUCUUAAACGUAUCUUGAUCCAGCGCUUCCCUGUCUCCAAAGUCAUUUCUUUUUCUCCAAUAUCUAAUGUAAUAACGAAAGGUUUCAAAGUUGACACCCCUUCCGCUCAAUCACAUUUGGAGGAAACAGGCAGCGAAAAGACUUCUCUGGAAGAAACUGCUAAAGUGAUAGACCAACAGGAAUAUCUAGCCAAAGUACGCGAGCUAAUAGAUGGAAUAACCAAAGCUUGGGAGGCUGAAGAUCGAGUAACAUCGUUAAAGUUAUCAAUUAAGGUCACAAAACUUCUGAUGGACACAACAGUUUUACAGUUUUAUCCUACAGUCUUUGUUGUAGUCACUGACAUGCUUGAUAUGGUUGGGGAUAUGGUGUGGGAACGGAUCAAGGAGAAAGCAGAACAUGAUGUUGAUGGAACAAUGAUCUGCACCUUACCGAAUGAUUUUCAAGCAAGUGAUAUCUGCCUCGAAGCAAGAGAGACUUGCUAUAACUGGUUCUGCAAAGUUGGUUCAGUUCGAGAACUUCUUCCCCGCAUUUACUUGGAGCUGGCAAUUUUACCUUGCUGGCGUUUCCUCAUUAAUCAACCCAGAGAAGUUCUGGAUCGUUUAGUCAUGAUGGUGAGAGGUCUUGCAGAUCCACUGGCAUCUUUGUAUUGUCGUCUUUAUAUGGUGCAUCGUAUGCGGAAGUUGGGUUUCUGCCGUUCAGGAUAUCUAAUCAAAUGCGUCAAGGAUAUUGAAGACGUAUUGGCACCUAUUUUAGUGGGCAAGGACGGGUGUUCCUGUAUUACAGACGACAAAAAGUUGCUUUUUAAUUUGAUGGAACCAGCCAUUGAGUAUAUAAUGAAGUGCUUAUUGCUCACUGGACGUCAGGAGAACAAUGUGUUGGGCAUACUUGAGGAGCUUGGAUUUGGAAGGAAUAAAUCUCAGCCGUCCGACAACUCUUCACACGUGUCCAUUUUACUUCAUCACCUACUCAAGGCACUUCCAUCCGAAAUAGUUAGUUCACAAGCUAUGGAGAUCCUGCAUAUGAUUAAAUGCAGCAAUGAUUGUUCUUUCAGUCAGGUUUUGAAUUACAGGUUACUUGGAAAUAGGUUGUGUGAAGGGAGAUCUCAAGAAGGUUUUCUGAGUUCACUCGUCAAUGAAAUUAUGCAGGCUGCUUCUCAGUAUCAGACGCUGUAUGACUACUUGAGAAUUAUGGACGCAUAUGUGGAUCUGUUGUUGCAGAACAAGAUGGAAAAUCAUUUGGAUGCGCUCUUGGAUGCGCUCUUGGAUGAUAUUGUAACUCUAGCUCGUGACAAGUUUCUUUCUGAAGAAGAACAAGCAAGUUUGCAAUCCAUAAUUUUGAAGCUGCUGUCUCAUUUCGAGGACUUGCAAAAAGUACUUUCUCUGAAUCAUUUCAUCGAGAUCUUGGAUCUUAUGUCUGGGACUUCAAAAAAAAGUGUUAACAUGCAUCUCCUGAGCAUGGGUACUAGGAAUGGCUGCAUAUGUGAUUCAACAACCGUGCAAUUGCUUUUUGAAGUUUCUCAGGGUCUUUAUGAUGCUACAGAUUUCGUUAACAUAAAGGAUGAUGAUAAUCGACAGACAUCACAUUUAAUUUCUCGCUUUGUUGAGAUGGUUGAUUAUGGGGCAGAAAGGGAACGCCAGUUGUUGUUUUUGGCGGAGUGUCGUGGCGCCUUUAGUGGGAUUCAUGAACUUAAGGAGACACUUGUCCGUUCAAGCAACACCUUGGCAGUAAAAGCAGGAAAGAAGCAUAUCAACUUUGUAAAGUCUUGCCUAGCAUUCAGCGAAGUUACCAUUCCAUCUGUUACAGUUCCUACAAAACAGAUAAAUCUUUAUCUCGAAACUGCUGAGGUUGCGCUUUUAGGUGGUUUGAUUUCUCAUACCGAUGGACUGGUCAUGUCAGCUGUUGAGUGUCUAGAGGAUGUAGCGCCAACAGAUGGUUUAAAGUCAAUUGAUGCGGAUAGUAUGGCGUCGGUGGUAUGCAAUUUGUGCAGCCUCUUGGUAAUGGUUCCAGGUAAUCCUGAGAAAGGCGUGUUGGAGAUCCUUAAGAGCAUAUUUUCUGCUACUUGCUCUAGUUCAUGGGCAAUGUCGAGAUUGAAGGUGAAGAUACUUUGUGCUAUCAUUUCACUCUUGUCGACACUUGCCCAGGAUAAUCUGCCUUACCGUUCUGCCAAUCCAGAGAUAAUUGGAAACGAUUUACUGUUCUUUGGUGAUUCGUCAUACAAGAAUGAACUUGUCUCUUGGAGUCAGCUAGUUGUAGGUGAACUUGUAGACGCUAUUGAACAAGAAUCUUCACAGACUGCUCGCGGGAACAUUGCGCUUGAAGCUUGCAAUUGCAUAUCAUCAGCACUAGUUAUGAAUGAGAAAGUCUCACAACUUUGCUCGAGACUGCUCGAAACAGCAAAAGGUUGUUUGGGUGCCACGGACAGGUACCUUGAAGCCACUAAGCAAUCACUCCAUUUAUGAUGAUUCCUCAUUUGCCUACCAAGUGAAUAUUGUUUAAUUAUGUGCGUGUGUGACAUUGUCGAAUAACAUUUUUGAAGCUUGUUACAUCUGAGAGGGUUAACGUUUUAACCGCGCGUCAAUUGUGUUUCAUAUUCAAUCACAUUUUAAUCUUGUGAAUCACGUCUUAAACCAAAAGUUUGGUAAUAUCUUUUUUUGUCAAA